Messenger RNA from Vanderwaltozyma polyspora DSM 70294, 1227 nucleotides. It is a transcript of the gene DJP1, whose product is annotated as Djp1p. Gene Ontology annotation, cellular component: cytosol. NCBI's taxonomy places the organism in Eukaryota, Fungi, Ascomycota, Saccharomycetes, Saccharomycetales, Saccharomycetaceae. Gene Ontology annotation, biological process: protein import into peroxisome matrix. The coding region runs from base 1 to 1227 and encodes 408 amino acids. The record is from RefSeq and is a predicted model, not a curated record. The transcript has a single exon.
AUGGUGGUUGAUACAGAAUACUAUGAUUUAUUGGAUAUCGAUAUCACAGCUACCGCUAUAGAAAUUAAAAAAGCAUAUCGUAAAAAAUCUAUUAAAGAACAUCCUGAUAAAAAUCCUAAUGAUCCAACAGCUACAGAAAGAUUCCAAGCCAUAUCAGAAGCAUACCAAGUCCUAAGUGAUAAAAAUCUUCGAGCAAAUUAUGAUAAGUUUGGUAAAGAAAAGGCAAUCCCAAAGGGUGGUUUUGAAGAUGCAGCAGAACAAUUUUCUGCAAUUUUUGGUGGUGAAGCUUUUAUACCAUAUAUUGGUGAAUUAACUCUGUUAAAAAAUUUACAAAAAACAGAAGAACUAAACGCUGAAGAUGAAGCAGAAAAACAAAGAGAAGAAGAAGAGAAGCAAAAGAAGGAGAAAGAGGCUAAAGAGAACAAAGAUUCAUCUACAUUUUCUGUAAGUACAGAUGUUAAAAACGACUCAGAAGUUAAAAAAGAUGAGCCUAAGAAAAAGACAAAGAUGGAACAAUUUGAAGAAGAACAGCAAUUAGAGAAGGACAAAACUGUUGAAAAACUGAAACAAACUUUAAUUGAAAAAUUAUCGAUUUUGACAGAAAGUGCAUAUGAUGAAGAUUGUAAAAUGUCCUUUGAAAAAAAAUUUGAAGAAGAAGCAAAUUUAUUAAAAAUGGAAUCAUUUGGUCUAGAUAUUUUACAUACAAUUGGUGAUGCUUAUUGUGAAAGAGCAAGAAUAUUUUUAGGUUCUCAAAAUUUAUUCGGUUUUGGUGGUAUGUUCCAAUCGAUGAAGGCCAAAGGUGGUGUCGUAAUGGAUACUUUGAGAACAGUUUCCGCGGCCAUUGAUGCUCAACACACUAUGAAGGAAUUAGAAAGAAUGAAAUUGGCAACAGAAUCUGAUGAACCGUUAGUUGACAAACAUGGUAAGGAAGAACCAAAGCCGACUGCCGAAGAGUUGGCAGAACAAGAACAUUUGCUAAUGGGUAAAGUGCUUUCUGCAGCUUGGCACGGAUCAAAAUUUGAAAUCAUGUCAACUCUAAGAGCUGUUUGUGAUAAAGUAUUGGAAGAUAAUACUGUUGAUAAAGGCACCCUUGUUAAAAGAGCUGAAUCAUUGAAAUUACUAGGUAAAGUUUUCCAAAGGGCUUAUAGAACAAAAGCUGAACAAGAAGAGGCACAAGUAUUUGAAGAACUUGUAGCCGAAGCUACAAAAAAGAAGCAACAUUCUUAG